AUGCAUCUGUGGCCGAGACUUUCGCCUGAGAUGUUCCUUCAACAGCUUGGGCGCCAUGGUGACCUUCCCGAAGCAUGGAAAUCCUGCAUAGUCCACUAUGGAUUAGCUCUCACUGCACUACAGAGGGCUAGACGAUUGAUCGCGCUCGCCGAGGCCUCAAGUCAGGAGGAUCUUGCGAACGAGUUGCGCAACACUGGCCAUCAGAAUUGGGAUCCCAUGGACUCCCCAGAAUCCCUGCUGAUGGAAGUCGAAAGCGGUGUUAUGAUUCGCGAGGUCCAGGAGCAGAUUGCUGCGCAAAUGCGCCGUCCACAGAACGGCGACAAUGCUGUCAUGCAGCUCAACAUGGGUGAAGGCAAGUCAAGCGUCAUUGUGCCAAUUGUCGCAGCCGCUCUCGCCAAUGGGAAGCAAUUGGUCAAGGUGUUCGUGGCAAAACCACAAUCUAAGCAAAUGGCGCAAAUGCUGGUGUCGAAGCUGGGCGGCCUGCCGAAUCGACGAGUCUGCUACAUGCCGGUCUCCAGAUCAUUGAGACUAGAUCAGACAGCUGCCACGGCGCUUUCCACCAUGCUCCGCACAUGCAUGUCGGAAGGAGGGAUUCUCCUGGUGCAACCGGAGCAUGUUCUCUCUCUUCAGCUGAUGGCUCCCGAGUGCUAUAUUUCUGGCAAAGACGAUAUUGGAAGGGAGAUUAUGUCAAUGCUGGACUUCCUGAACUCCAGCUCUCGUGACAUCAUCGACGAAAGCGACGAGAACUUCUCAGUCCGAUUUGAGUUGAUCUAUACGAUGGGUAUGCAACGCCCCAUCGAGUUGAGCCCGGAUAGAUGGUUAUUAUCUCAACAGAUCUUCCAGCUGAUCAGACUUCUGAUAUCGGAGGUGGCGACCGCGCUGCCCCUAUCCGUGGAGUAUCGUCCUGGCAUCACUGGAGGCUUUCCUCGGGUGAGACUACUUCGAUCGAAUGCUGCAGUUCAUCUUCUGCAUCUACUUGCUAAUUCCAUCUGCGACAACGGCUUGGAAGGCUUCCCGGUCUCGCGGCAGUCCGGGACCACUCGCAAAGCUGUCCAUGCUUACAUCACAAAGGCGGAGCUCACCAUGGGCGAGAUCAAUGCGGUAGAGGACUCUCUUUUCUGGACGAAGACUACGUCUCCGCUCUUACUGCUUCUCCGCGGCCUCAUCGCGGGCGGUGUGCUAGAGUUUGUCUUGGGUCAAAAGCGGUGGCGUGUCAACUACGGCCUGACUACGCGCACCCGAGUUGCAGUACCAUACCGCGCCAAGGAUAGCCCAUCGCCAAGUUCCGAGUUCAGCCACCCAGAUGUUGUGAUUAUGUUGACGUCGCUCUCGUACUACUAUGGUGGGCUCUCGGACGAGCCCAUGUUCAUCACAUUGGGACACCUUCUGAUGUCCGACCUACGUGACAUCGAGUACCAAGCCUGGGUGCGUGACUCUCAUAGCUUACCUGAUGCAUUUCUGCAGCUUCAGGGUAUCAACAUCAAGGAUCGUCAACAAUGUACCGCGGAGAUCUUCCCAGCCCUUCGCUACGCCAAAAGUGUUGUGGACUACUAUCUAUCGCACCUCGUCUUCCCGAAAGAGAUGAAGGAGUUCCCGGACAAGCUUUCGGCCUCUGGUUGGGACCUAGGCAAACGCAAAGGGUUGCCUGUGACGGGCUUUUCUGGCACGAAUGAUUCGAAAUGCCUCUUACCAGUCACAGUCGACCAUCUCGACCUGCCAGAUCAGAAACACACCAAUGCGCUUGUUAUGGAACACAUCCUUCAACCGGAGAACGAACUCGUGCUUAUGGAUACUAGUACCCAAGCUACUUCCGAUGCGGAGCACUUGUUGGCCACUGUCACUCGCCAGGACCGUCCAAUACAAGUCAUCCUCGAUGUUGGGGCUCAGAUCUUGGAGCUUGACAACCUCCAAGUCGCAAAAGCAUGGUUGCGCAUGCAUGACCCAACGAAGCAGGCUGCAGUCUUUGUUGAUGAUAAUGAUGAUGUAUGUGUCGUCGAUCGUCAUGGCCGAGUUGAUCUGUUGCGUACGUCUUCGUUCUCUGCUCGGCUCGAGUCGUGCCUUAUCUUUCUCGACGAGGCGCACACUCGUGGUAUCGAUCUCAAGCUACCAGUACAUUACAGAGCAGCUGUCACUCUGGGGGCCAAUCUCACGAAAGAUCGACUGGUACAGGCGUGUAUGCGAAUGCGCAAGCUUGGAAAGGGUCAAAGUGUGGUCUUUUGUCUUUCGCAAGAGAUGCAAGUCAAGAUCGCUGAGCAGACUUCGAAGUCGGCGUCAGAGCUAGCGGUCAGUGACAUUCUGCUGUUUUCGAUGUUCGAGACACAUACCGAUGCACGCCGCAGCAUUCCACUGUGGGCUGUACAGGGCGAGCGAUUCAUACGUCAAGACAAGCUUUGGAGAGAUGCAUGCGUUGAUAAAAAGACAUCCUUGACGAAGAGCCACGCAGAGAAGUUCCUUGAGCAAGAGGCUCAAACCAUCAAUGACCGCUACCGCCCGCAUUUGACUCCCACUAUUAGCGAUCUUCACUUCACCUCUAGCACCCUCCAAGAGGAGCAAGAGCGCGAGCUCUCGCCAGAGAUCGAACAAGAGCGGCAGGUCCAGAAGGCGUCAGCAGCCGACCCUGCCGAACACAAGCUUCACAAAGAUGUUCAGGCGUUUGCCACUAGGGGCUCAUUUUCUGAGAACUCAGAGGCUUACAUGCCUGCUUUCAAUGCUCUACAAGGCUCGACUGCGGCUAAAGACUUUUCGACAGUCCAAUUGAGCACCAAGCAGAAUCUGUAUGUUACAGCCGAUUUCGCCAAGACCACUCAGACACCUGGCGGCUCCUCAUAUGCUUCGGACGCCUUCCAACGCCCUGUGCAAUGGCUUCUCACUACACGCAAGAAGUCUUCAGAUGUUGUUGAGCGGGUGCUCAUCAUCAGCCCCUUCGAAGCCAAUCAGCUCAACAAGACCAUGACAAGCUCGACCGCGGCGACCAUGCAUGUGUACAAGGCUCGUACUCACUCUGGUUUCUCAUCUCUGAGUCAGCUGGAUUUCCACACCAUAUCCGCACAAAGCAUGCCAUUCAGGGUUCCUCGCGCUAUUGCAAUCCAGCUUGAUUUGUUCGCAGGCCAGCUCUACAUCACUUCGUAUGACGACUAUCGCGAGAUUUGUCAUUUCCUUGGCCUUUCAGCCGAUACCGUGACAGAAGCAAUGGGCCGAUGUGGGUGGAAGGUCACUGCUGAUGGAUUCAUUCUCAGCGAUGAUCAGGGCCGUGUGGGUGGUUCAUCUGGCAUCAAGAAGAGUCCGGUCAACUUCUUCAAGGUCCUUAUGUCGAAGAUCAGACGGAAUGGCAAGGGCAUAGGCAAGACGCACAUGGGUAAUCUGUUGGAGGGCAAGCUAUUCCAGGCCUCGGAUUUCGAGAGUGAGUAG
This is a messenger RNA of Recurvomyces mirabilis, 3408 nucleotides long. RefSeq lists its product as uncharacterized. Gene Ontology annotation, cellular component: cytoplasm; nucleus. The coding region runs from base 1 to 3408 and encodes 1135 amino acids. The record is from RefSeq and is a predicted model, not a curated record. Gene Ontology annotation, molecular function: K63-linked polyubiquitin modification-dependent protein binding; cysteine-type deubiquitinase activity. Lineage: Eukaryota; Fungi; Ascomycota; Dothideomycetes; Mycosphaerellales; Teratosphaeriaceae. The transcript is spliced from 2 exons. Gene Ontology annotation, biological process: protein deubiquitination involved in ubiquitin-dependent protein catabolic process.